Polychytrium aggregatum is the source of this 1525-nucleotide messenger RNA. RefSeq lists its product as uncharacterized. The record is from RefSeq and is a predicted model, not a curated record. The transcript has 3 exons. NCBI's taxonomy places the organism in Eukaryota, Fungi, Chytridiomycota, Chytridiomycetes, Polychytriales. Bases 178 to 1341 code for a protein of 387 amino acids.
AUCGAGCUCCGGGUAGGGAGCGAAGUUUUGAUCCUUGAAGGCCACUCGAGCUACACAGCGGCCAAGCUGAACUCGACAAUUGCCUCGCUCAAGGCAAAGCGCCAGCAGCAAGCCGCAGAACAGACGCCAACUGCCCCGGAAUCAACGCCAGUCCGUGUGGAUGUACAAACGACCCAGAUGGCCAAGUGGAGCUGGGAGGUUACCAGCGAGAUUACUCCAGUGGCGAGCAAGGCUGUCCCAUGUGUUCCUGUGAUGGGCUCAGAUGCCACCGACCCGGCUCUGGUCACGUUCGUUUGUCGACGAGUCCAUGUCUUCAAAGACCAUGAGUGGAAAGAGUUGGCAUGCCGGAAACUGUCCGUGAACGUUACCGAAGACAGCGUCGGCACCCCUCGAUCGUGGAUUGCGCUGGCGUGCCCGUGGACGUUUCGGAAGUACAUCGACAUUCGAAUCACGCCAUCCUGUCGAUGGACAUCCAACAGCACAAGCGAAAAGGUUUGCUUCCUGGACAUGGGCGAGACUGGAGCACAUGUCUUUCUCUUUGAACUCAGCGAUGCCGCCCAGGCCUCGGAUCUGACUCAUGCGCUUGAGCACCAGAGUGCUCAGAGCAUCCAGCAACGCUUCAAGGUGCUCAGCAACUACAUGCUUGAUGAAGACUUGGUGAACGACGACGGCGGCACGGACAUGAAUGACGACACGGAUGCCGUCAUGCAGCCCUUUGACGAGCUGUGGAUCCAGGCCGAUGCCCAGUGGAAGUCGCUGGGACCUGUGACGGUCCAUCUCGGCUGUCCAAACGCCUUUGGAACUCGGCUGAGCAUCCGAAGCACCAGAAGUCCGGGGCUUGUCUUUGCCAGAGCACAACUCCAACCCGGAGCCUGUGCAUCAAGGUCGCAAAAGGAUUGGCUCGAGCUGAGGCUCUUCCGGGACUUUGAGUAUACUUACCGGCUCUAUUCCCAGGCCGACACAAUCAAGGUCUUCGGCCAAGCUCUCGCCGAAGCGAUCCACGGCGAUCCACUUGCCGAUGCAGCUGGCGACAGGACACAUUCUAGCACCGAAGGGAAUCCUGACGUUGAUAUGGAGGCCGAUCUCGGCGCCAUGAGUCUGCUCGAGUCCUCUGCAACGAUCGCAGGCGGCACCAAGUACCCACCAGCAACCCAGAGCGAAGAAACGAUCGAGUACAAGCCGAAACAGAGCAGCGAGCACAAGGUCGACGACAUGCAUACCGAUGGCUGUCCGUCGUCCAAGAUGGCCUCGCGCAAGUCCAACAGCUCGACAACCUGGACAGAGCAAAUGGAGCUGAUAAACAAGCUGGCAAGGCGCUUCAACGACUGGAUUCUCAAGUAGCGCACUGCGGACUACCUGUCGCUGGCUUCAGCUGCAAAAGCGAUGUGUUGGUCUCCUGUUGGAUCGCCGCCAGUAGAGUGCGUUGAAAGACAAUAAGGCACUGUUUCUCUCAGACAAAACACGCCAUAAUUGGAUCAUAUCGUGCGCUCGACCGACGAUGGGCAAGUGUGCCAAAUCGUUUCUG